Molecule: messenger RNA, 2301 nt
Organism: Pistacia vera
Lineage: Eukaryota; Viridiplantae; Streptophyta; Magnoliopsida; Sapindales; Anacardiaceae
Product: SCARECROW-LIKE protein 7
Exons: 2
Coding region: 158-1993 (611 amino acids)
Biological process (GO): regulation of DNA-templated transcription
Cellular component (GO): nucleus
Molecular function (GO): DNA-binding transcription factor activity; sequence-specific DNA binding
Source: RefSeq, a predicted model, not a curated record
UGAGCUUUCGUUCUUUAAAGCUAUCUUCUAUAGUUGUUCUAUAUCUCUCUACUCUCUCAAGCUGAAGCAAAUCCAACUUGUGAACUUGUCAUCCCGUUAUUUCUGGGCCUUUACUUCUAUUUAUUUUUAUCUUUUUCCGGUGAGAUUUGGCCGGACAAUGGCAUAUAUGUGUGCAGAUAGUGGCAAUCUAAUGGCUGUUGCCCAACAAGUGAUCAAGCAGAAGCAACAGCAAGAACAACAACAGCAACAACAACAUAACCAGCAGCAACAGCAACUUUUAGGUCUCAAUCCUUUCUCUUUAAACCCUUGGACCACUAACCCUAUGUCCAGCUCUACAAAUUUGGGUUAUGGUCUCGCCGGCCCGGCCUUCCCUGACCCUUUGGAUACUGGAGAAACCGCGUUCCCGUUUCCUCAAAUCGAUCACCAUUCCAGUGGGUUUAGAUUCUCUGAUUUUGGCGGUGGGCCUGGUGCUGAGUUUGACUCCGAUGAAUGGAUGGAGACUUUAAUGGACGGUGGACACUCAACGGAUAGUUCUAAUCUUCCAUCUGCCUGUGACGCGUGGCAAAACAAUGCUGAUUUUGGUCUUUAUCCAACCGAUCCCUUUGCCAGCUGCCCGAGUCGACUCAGCGUUGCUUGUUCUUCGCCGUCCGAUCUCAACCAAGUUAUCUUCACGGAACCUCAAAAGAACGUUAUCCCUGCUGUAUGGGCACCAACACCGCCAACCAUUACACUAACUCCACCACCUUCAUCUCCCCCACAUUCCGUGUCGGCGGCCAAAGAAACCAAGCCACCAAGUCCUCCUGUACAGUCAAGUGUACUCAAAAACCAAGCAGAAGGUGCGUCGGCCUCCACUAGCUCACCGGAAAAUGACAUAGCACAACCAAUUAUAAGGGCUUUAUUGGACUGCGCUCGACUGUCGGAGUCUGAACCGGACCGAGCUAUUAAACUGCUGAUUAAGCUCAGAGAGUCAGUAUCUGAACGCGGAGAUCCAAUAGAAAGAAUGGCGUUUUACUUCACUGAAGCUCUCUACAACAAAGUGUCUCUCCAAGCACAGAAAACAGUAUCCACCCUGGAGACAAACUGUGGGGAUUUUAUUCUCUCUUACAAGGCCUUAAACGAUGCCUGUCCCUAUUCAAAGUUUGCACAUUUAACGGCUAAUCAAGCAAUACUUGAAGCUACUGCUAAAGCAAACAAGAUUCACAUAGUUGAUUUUGGAAUUGUUCACGGAGUUCAAUGGGCAUCUCUGUUGCAAGCUCUCGCGUCUCGCCCAAAAGCAAACGCUCUCAAAAUUCGGAUCUCGGGUAUACCUGCUCCGGCUCUUGGUAAGUCACCUGCUGCCUCUCUCAUUGCUACGGGUAAUCGUCUCCGUGAGUUUGCUAAAGUUCUGAAAUUAAAAUUCGAGUUCGAGCCGAUUCUAACACCAAUUGAACAACUCAAUGCUUCAUGCUUCAAAAUUGAGCCGGAUGAGGUGUUGGCUGUGAACUUCAUGCUUCAGUUGUACAAUCUAUUAGAUGAUAACCCAGUUGCUGUAGAGACAGCUCUGAGAAUGGCCAAAUCGUUAAAUCCCAAAGUGGUGACUCUGAGUGAGUAUGAAUCAAGUUUGAACCGAGUAGGGUUUGUAACUCGUGUGAAGAACGCUUUGAAGUAUUACUCAGCUGUGUUUGAGUCUCUAGAGCCAAACAUGACCCGAGAUUCGGUAGAGAGACUACAACUAGAGAGACUAAUACUUGGUCGGAAAAUUGCCGGUUUGAUUGGAGCUGAAGGAGUGGGAAGCAGAAGAGAACGAGUGGAGAAUAAGGAACAAUGGAGGGUUCUGAUGGAGAGUGCCGGUUUCGAGCCGGUUCCCUUCAGCCAUUAUGCAAUUAGUCAGGCCGAGAUACUGUUAUGGCAUUAUAAUUACAGUAAUUUGUACUCAUUAAUUCAGUCUCAACCUAAGUUUCUAUCUCUGGCAUGGAACAAGGUGCCUCUUCUCACUGUUUCAUCGUGGCGUUGAUUGAUGGUCGGUGGGUUUUUCUGACUCAAUGUCGUUGUAGUUUUCACCAGAUAUGGUGUUAUAUUGAUCUGAAAUGGGUUCCCAGUUUCAUUAUUUAGUGAUGUAACAGGUUGUUAAUAUUAAUGGCAACCAAGGAAUUUCAAAAUCACUGCAUUAGAAUUAUUAACCUUGUUGUCUACUUUAUGGACUUGUUUUAGUUUUAUUGAGUUUCUAGCUGUAUUUUGUUGGGCUUAGAGGCGCCUAAAAGUAUGACAAAUUGUAAAAAGGUGAAUUCAAAAUCUACGUGGUUUGUGCUUUAAGCUGUUAAA